This is a messenger RNA of Fusarium verticillioides 7600, 1010 nucleotides long. RefSeq lists its product as hypothetical. The transcript has a single exon. The record is from RefSeq and is a predicted model, not a curated record. Lineage: Eukaryota; Fungi; Ascomycota; Sordariomycetes; Hypocreales; Nectriaceae. The coding region runs from base 1 to 939 and encodes 312 amino acids.
AUGCGUCUCUCUAUUUUGAAGCCUUUAGUUCUGGCUCACCUAUUGAGCCUGGGUAUUGCCCAAACACCAGAUUCAACAGAUCCAGCUACUACUGCGGAAAGCAUCGCAAUUCCACCGACAUCCUCGACAUCUGAGAGUGAGGAUGCCUCUAGCGACAGCACAGCUCAGCCGACAUCUGCACCCGCAGGUGGAGGAGGGGGGGGCUCAAGCAACUCCUCACUUGGUCCUCCCGACGUUCAUCUCAAAGUACCAGAACUCUCUGUUGGCCGCAUUGAGCUAGACGUCGACAAUCUGCAUGCAGACAUCAACCUCAACGCGGACAUUGCGAAGCUUGUCCAGAUCAAUGCAGGUAUUCAAGUCGGCAUCGACAAAGUCAACAUCACCAUCGCAGAUGUAGAGGCCGAACUUGAGCUCGUUGUCCGUUUGGGCCACUUGGUCGAGAUUGUCAACCGCACUCUGGCUUCUCUCGAUCUUAACCCGGCUCUCAUCAAUUUGCUCGACUCGGUCGGCGACAUUGUUGAAGGCGUUAUCGGCGCUGUAGAUGGUCUCCUUGGCUCUAUCACCCAGGGCGACACGAAACUCAAUUUCCUCAUUGAUAAUCUUGGAAAUAUUGUGCAAGAAGUUACAAAAACAGGCAGCGAUGUUGUUAGCUCGAUUAUCGGAAACUACAAGCAAAACAUGACCUUCACUGGCGAUGAAAAGACUUUGCAAAAUGGUCUUACGCAGCGGACAUAUGAGUACAAGGAGCUCAGUGCUCUGGUUAACAUUGUCUUCAAUAAGGCAGGCCAGAUUGUUCAGGCCAUGGUUGUGAAGGGCGGCGGUAGUGGUUCUGGCAGUGAUGAAGGUGAUGACGAUGAACCCAGUGGCAGUCCAACUGCGUCGCAAACAGUAACGGCUACCUCUACUCCCAGUCAAGCUAUAACAGCAUCUUCUUCUUAGUGAAGGAUCACACUGUAUCACGUUUAGACACCAGAUUGAUAAAGUAAUAACCAUCACCAUCUUCUCAAAAA